AUGGUUUUAAACAUCAUAGCAAUAAAAGCCCUAAGAAAAAUAUCAUAUUUUCCAAAGCCUUUAAAAACACUUCUCAUAAGUCUCGCUGUUUCUGAUCUUGGUGUUGGCUUGCUUGUCCAUCCUCUCUAUAUAGCACGUCGGUUAAUGGAAAUAGAACAAAGCGCUAACCAAAGACUCUAUAAUACGGUACACACAGCGCACGGCCUUUUUGCCUAUUUAUUGUGUACGUACCGCUUCAUUCUUGGGCAUUUUCGCUUUAACUGUCGACCGAUUCUUAGCCAUUCAUCUUCAUCUCAGAUACCAGGAACUUGUGACAUACAGACGUGUUGUUGCUGUAGUAAUUUCAGUUUGGGUGUUCAGUUCAUGUAUUUCCUUAUUUGUGUUGAACAGAAUUUGA
Messenger RNA from Porites evermanni, 397 nucleotides. NCBI's taxonomy places the organism in Eukaryota, Metazoa, Cnidaria, Anthozoa, Scleractinia, Poritidae. The record is from the annotation of a GenBank genome assembly.